Molecule: messenger RNA, 549 nt
Organism: Lottia gigantea (owl limpet)
Lineage: Eukaryota; Metazoa; Mollusca; Gastropoda; Lottiidae
Exons: 2
Coding region: 1-549 (182 amino acids)
Source: RefSeq, a predicted model, not a curated record
AUGAGUUUAAUUCUAAAACACGAACAACACAAAUUCGAAGAUUAUUCGGGCGACGGUAUCUUUUCUUCAUUAUUUUUUCUAGGUAAAACAAUAAUUCCAAAAGUAGCCAGCUUUGUUUCAAACAUCAAAUCACUCAUUUCAACCGGAGCGAAAGCCGUCGGCUCAAUCGCCCAAACAGGAAAGAGUAUAAGCGAAGCAGUGAAACAAUCUGACGAGUUGAAAGAAUUACAACUAAUAAGAGAUCUGCGAAACAGGAGAUUAGAAGAAAGGAAAGGAAAAGGUUUUAAAGUUAUAAAGAUAAAAAUGAUAGUCGCUCACGCUCCAAAAACUUAUUUUGGUUCAAAUAUACAUAAAUCAUUGGGUUCUCUUCCUGGAUUUCCAUGUGCGAAAUAUCCCAGAGAAAAACAUCUUCCCGGUCAUAAUUACACUGAUCCAGGUACCAGAUCCAGAGAAGAUAAGAACAUAACCAUUGAAGAAUUGGAAAAAUUCAAUGAAAUUUUAGAUAAAUUUGAUGUAGAAAUAUCAUCAAUAAAAGUUAAAAAUUCCUAG